Saccoglossus kowalevskii is the source of this 880-nucleotide messenger RNA. Its product is annotated as cilia- and flagella-associated protein 410-like. The record is from RefSeq and is a predicted model, not a curated record. Gene Ontology annotation, biological process: mRNA splicing, via spliceosome; cytoskeleton organization. Gene Ontology annotation, molecular function: protein binding. Gene Ontology annotation, cellular component: U4/U6 x U5 tri-snRNP complex. NCBI's taxonomy places the organism in Eukaryota, Metazoa, Hemichordata, Enteropneusta, Harrimaniidae.
CAGAUAAAAAAACAUACCAGUGAGAUCGCUUACAGGCUCUUCGCUUGGAGUCGUUUGUAGGUAAUUUGUCUGGGUACAUAUCAUAGUGUGCACAAUGGUUAAGUUAACAGAGAAAUUAGUAUUAGCAAGAGCCAGGGCAUCUGAUUUGGAAAAUGUCAAGAAAUUAAACUGUUGGGGAAGCGAAUUGACUGAUGUGUCUAUAUUCCGUGAGAUACCCAAUAUAGAAGUCAUUAGUCUGAGUGUCAACAAUAUAACAAAUUUAGAGGAUUUCAGCCACUGCGCUAACUUAACAGAACUGUACGUCAGGAAAAACAAUAUUCAAGACUUAUCACAGAUCUAUUAUUUGAAAUGCCUUACUAAACUGAGAGUGCUUUGGUUGGCUGACAACCCUUGUGCAACUGGGGAGAAAUAUCGAAUGACUGUUUUAAAAAUGCUACCGAAUCUUCAAAAAUUGGAUAAUAAACCCGUACAACCGGAGGAAGUAAACCAGGCAAUAGAAGAAGGUGAGGUUCUUGUAGAGCCGAAGUCUAGCAGUCCAUGCGAGCCUGUGAUCAGGAGACGAGGCAAACAAGGAAAAGUUGUAUCACCUGGAAGCCCCGUGGAGGAAGAGAAGGCAGGGGGUGAUGGUGCUACUGAACUGAGUCUGAUCGAAACCAAUAAGAUUCGAGAGGAUCUCGGCCUGAGACCCCUACCAGCUGAGAAACUAUCACCGGCCAAAACGUUGCGACAUCACGCACAUACCAGCAAAGCUCGGAAUGCUAACAUUGUAUCCGCUGUAUUGUCACUUGUCAAAGAACUUGACCAUGAUAGUCUGCAGACGGUGAUGAACGCAUGCAAAGACCGGAUGGAAACAUUUUAAAUAUGUUAACCCACACACCCC